This is a messenger RNA of Hippocampus comes (tiger tail seahorse), 6777 nucleotides long. It is a transcript of the gene numa1, whose product is annotated as nuclear mitotic apparatus protein 1. The record is from RefSeq and is a predicted model, not a curated record. NCBI's taxonomy places the organism in Eukaryota, Metazoa, Chordata, Actinopteri, Syngnathiformes, Syngnathidae. Gene Ontology annotation, molecular function: microtubule binding. Gene Ontology annotation, cellular component: centrosome; spindle pole; spindle microtubule. Gene Ontology annotation, biological process: establishment of mitotic spindle orientation. The coding region runs from base 131 to 6544 and encodes 2137 amino acids. The transcript is spliced from 28 exons.
UAAAACGCCGUACACGUUGAAUAGACCGUUGAAUUCACGUCAGUGUAUAUAGUCAGCGAGCAGUCGUGUUUUUACAUUGAGCGAGGAAUUAAUGAUUUAAUUAUUGGGAAUUGAGGAAGGUUCCGUCCAGAUGGCAUUUCUUAAUCUGGGCGUUAAGGCUCUACUCAGCUGGGUCAAUAAUAUUAUAUUGGCCCAUCGAGAAAUUAACAUCGAAGAGCUACGAGAUGGGGAGUUCCUGCUUCAUGUUGUUCACAAACUGAAAAAAGAACCAAACCCCCCUUUAAUUCAAUCAACUGAGGAACGCUUUAAAGUCAUUGCAGAAUUUGUGGAGAACGAUUGCAGAUUUAGUCCAACCAAAGGUCCAUCAGUAUCAUGGGACAACAUAAGAAAUGGAAUCAACCUGACUGUGGAAAUUGCAAAGGUGCUUUUGUUGUUGGUUUACCAUGACAUGAUGAGUGAACGCUGCACACUAAAGACCUUAGACUGUGAAGUGGAGAGGGAAAUUGCAAAUCUGACUAUUUCUUUUGUGAUGGAGAGUCAUGGCAGUGUUUUUCUGAGCAGUGGCCUCGAUGCCUACUUGGCAAAGCGAUAUUUACCUGUGCCUCCAGAAAUAUUGGCGCAAACAGCAAGCACCUCUACUUCCAGUGCGUCAACAGCCUCUAUGCUCUCAGAUGAAGACUCCCCUGUGUUCCAUCGCACAAAGAAAAUCACAUUUGUGGAUAUGCAUACUGUGGCAUCGUCUUCUGUCAGCAAGUCUCCUCUUCAGGAUAUAAUGAACACACCCAAAUUCCAAUUGCGGAAGAUCCAACGACAGAUGAUCAAAGAGCAAGAUUAUAGGGAUGGACUGGAGAAGGAGCUUGCGGGCAAGAUUAGCCUCAUUACACAAAGAGAAUCUCAUAUUAACCAGUUACAGUAUUGCCUGGACAAGAUGAAAAGGGAGCAGAGUGAUCAAGAGCUUACGACUAAGGAACAAAUCAAUGAACUUGAGACCAAGAAUAACUCGUUACAGCUGCGUCUCAACGAAAUUUUAAAAGACAACAAAGACUGCAAAAAUAACUUUUCGCUGAUGGAGCGAAAAGUGAAUGAACUUGAAGAGGAGAACGGUGUCCUCUCGUCACAGAUGCGUAGAGCCAAUGCACAGCUGUCGAUAUUCCAAGCUGAAGUUGGCAGGCUGACCGAAACCUUAGCAUCUGGUCAAGAGGAGUGGAGAGCCAAAAUGGACUACCUGCAGUCUGAACUCGGUCAAGCCACUGCACAGAAGGAGCUCCUGGCCGAACAAAUUCAGAUCCUCCAGGGGAAGAUUUCAUGUUUAGAAGAUGAAAUUAGAGUAGCUACAAAGCAGGAUGUCGGAGAAAACAUGGGGCCUGUAAUGGAGAGAGAUGAGCUGGAGUGUGAAAUUGACCGCCUAAAGAACAAGCUGGACAGCACAUUUGGCAGCUUGAAGAAGGCUGAGGCCACUGUGGAGGCCAAAAUACUGCAGCUUUCAGCGUAUGAGCAAGAAAUCGCCAAACAGAAAGAACUCCUGGAGCAACAAAACCUUCAGAUUGAAGACAUUGUUCAAGCUAAGGAUUGCAUUUUGAAAGAGCUGCAAAAGGAAAUCUCUCAGCAGAGAGCAGCCCUUCAAAAAGAGAUCGAUCAGCUUAAAUUUCAACUCGAGCAAGCGGAGCAGCAGAAAGCUCAGGAGAUUAGUGAGAUCCAGAAGCUUAUUGCUGCUUUACAACAAGAAUUGGACACCCUGAGAGAAACUACUAGAGAGAAGGAACACCUCCUUAAUCAGGCCAAAGAAAAAGUGAAAGAUCUUGAAACCAAGUUUCAUGACCUAACCGCAAUUUUGGUGGAUAAAGAUAAUCAAAUUAACGUUCUCAAAGAAGAAGUUAAGGUUUUUACAAUUGAAACUAUGAAAAGCAAAGACGAAAUUGAAACCAAAGACCAACUGCUGGCCCAACUACGACUGGAGACUUCUAAUCAGCAAGUUGUUCUCCAGAAUAGAAUCCAGACGUUGACAGUUGAAGUGGAAAACCUGAGCUUGUCUGUUCAACGCGCUGAACAAGAAGUUCAACUUAAGCAUGACCUCUUGGCUCGAACCGAACAAGAGAAUAUCAAGCAGAAGGAAGUGCUUCAGCAACAGAUUUUAACCAGUGAGGUGGAGGCUUCCCGGCUUAGCACAGAGAUCGAGGCCAGAAAUGAGCAGCUUGUCAUUUUGCACAAGGACAGUUCUAAGGAGUCUGAAAUCCUUCAAGAACAGAUAAACCAUCUAAAAAGCCAAGUUGAUUAUCUGAAUAACUCUUUGAAAAAGGCUGAAGACCAUCUUCAAUCUCUGCAGGAACUGCUCGCUCAGCAGGAGCGGGAAAGUGCUGGUCAAAAAGACAUUUUGCUGCAGCAACUGUCGGUUUCUGAAGACAGUGUAAGGACCAUGAAGGCAGAGAUCCAGACUAAAGAGGAGCAUAUCGCUUUAUUAAACAAGCAGUUUUCAGAGACGUCACAACUUCUUCAUCAAGACAUCCACAGUUUAGAGGAACAGGUGGAAAGCCUCACUUCAUCUUUGAAGAACGCUGAGGAGAAUCUGAAAUCCAAGGAGAGUCUGUUUGCCAAGCAGCAUUCACAGAGUACUCUGGAAAUGGAGAAACUGCAGACACAGAUGAUUUCUUCUCAAGAAGAGGUGAGCAGACUGAUUUCAAAGCUACAUGCCAAGGAGGAACAGCUCAGUCUGCUCAUGAAUGAGAGCUCCACACAGUCUGAACUGCUUGAACAGAAGAUUGAUAGUCUGGAUAAACAACUAGAGAGUUUGAGUCAUUCUCUUUGGAUUACAAAGGACCAAGUGAAGGCCAAAGACGAUUUAAUUGUCAAGCUGGAGAAAGAGAACACUUUCCACAUUGAGGCACUCAAAAAGCACAACAUGGAUCUUUUGCAGGAGGCCAAACAAUUCAAGGAGGAAAUUCAAACCAAAGACCACCAGUUUGACUUGUUUAGAAUAGAGAGCAGCAAGCAGUCAGAGUCGCUGAAGAAUGAAAUUCAGAGUCUCAAGAGACAAAUACAAAGUGUCACUGAAUCACUUCAAACUGCAGAGGAACAAGUCAAAACAAAAGUUGAUCUCCUGGCAAACAAGGAAAUUGCGAUUUCAACGGAAAGAAACAAGUAUCAAAGCCUAAUGGAAUCCUCUUCUGCAGAAGUAACCCUGCUGAGGGAUCGCAUACAGGCUCUAGAGCAACAGCUUGCCACGCAGAAAGAGAGCUCUUUACAGACAGAUAUGCUACAUAAAGAAAUCAGCCAGCUAAAAGACCAGUUGGCAGCGGUGAAUAAUUUGCUCUCCGAAGCCAAGCAGACGGUUCAGGCCCAGUCGGCUACGAUGACAGCACAAGAGCAAGAAUGUGUUCACCAGAAAAAGCUUCUAAACCAUCAACUGUCUGCAUCGGAGGCAGAGAUGAGGAAGGUGACUGUGGAGAUCCAAGUUAGAGACGAACGUAUCAUGCAACUGAAUGCCAACCACUCUAAGCAGUCUGACUUGCUUGGUCAAGAGAUCCAACAUUUAAAGAAACAAGUAGAGUCUCUGAGAGAAGCUGAAGAAGAUAUUCAUAUUAAAAAUGAUUUGUUGACUCAGCAGCAGAUGGAAAAAGACAUGAAGCUUCAGGAGAUGAGCCAAAAAGAGGAGAUCCAACAGAAACAGCUUUCCUCCUUUGAAACAGAAAUUCUGAAGCUCAGAGAAUGUCACGAUGAGAAGCAGAAACUCCUCAUUAAGACUGAAGAGGAACUUGACCUGCUCAAGUCUGAGUUGGCUGCUGUCAAAAUCCAAACAGCUGAGAAAGACCACAGCCUCAACACCCUUAAUGCUGAGCUUGCCAUCCAAGCAAAGUUGGUUCAAAAGGCGAAGCAGGAGGCUCAGGACAAUGCCAAGAUGCUUGCUGAGAUCCAGGAAGAGGCUGCCAAAACGACACAUGCACUUAAACUCGAGCUAGUGGACCUUAAAAGACAAUUGGAAGUCAUGUCUCUCCAACGGACAGAUAAAGGGCAGCAGAUACUCGGAACCCAGCAAUUGUCUGCUCAUCUGAUGGAGGAACUGCAGCUGUCUGCAUCUCAGCCAGAUGUGAGCAAGAUGAAGGUGGCCUUUGCUGACCUAAAUCUGUGUACACACAACCAAAUCCCUGGUCACCAAGGAGAAAUGUCGGAGUCAUUUUACUUGGAGGUUCCGGGCUCACGCUCAAAUGUUCACACCAAAGUGGAACCCAAGAGAAUUAUGAGCUCGGACAGUCUGGACCAAAGCUCCCUUGAAGACCUGCUGAACAACACAAGGACAAUUUCGGCACCUGAUGAAUCGAGUACGCCGCUUGUUCGUAGUUCUGAGAGACUGGCAGCCAAACGACGUGGUCUGAAGGCUGAGUCACUCGAAACUCUUUACUUCACACCAAUAAAUACUCGGCACAACAACAGAACCACUGCGGAAAGCAAAACAGAAGUGGACUUGGGCUAUACAAAUCCAUUGUCGUCUGUCAAGAGACGGAGGACAACGCAGGUUAUCAACAUAACCAUGACAAAGAAAACUCCAGGCGGCGUUGAAGGUGAAGAAACGUUUUACAGCCUGGCUUCAGCUUACUCCCAGCCCAACCUCUCCAGUGCCCAUGGCUCACGCCCUGUGUCCAUGGAGGUUUUUGACACACCUGCUAGAAUGACCGCCACUGCCAGCGACCAGCUCAGCGGUCUUCCUGGGUAUCGGCGGAGCACGCUCCAUUCUCAGACUGCAAGUACGUUUGGCGUUGGGGCAGAGAACGAGCCAGAAGGUGCGCCUGACGACUGGAUGAGGAUUGCUGAGCUGCAGGCCAGGAACAAAGCUUGCCUUCCUCAUCUCAAGAGCAGCUAUCCUGCGGAGUUUGAGGCUGGCUGUAAGAGCGUGCUCCCUUUCACCGAUGAAGAUGUACGUACAGGUGACCCAACGGAGACAAUUCGACGAGCGUCCGUCGUGCCAGGCCAGCUGCAGGACUCUCUGGCUUCCCAUCGCCACUCACUCGCAGCAGUGCAGUCAAGUACCACAGCCGGCGUCCGUUCACACCGUCUGUCUUUGAUGACCGACCACCCAACGUCUAAAUCGGUCGGCUCCUCUCAAAUGAAAAGCCCGAGAUUCACAAAGCAGGCUGCCUCGACGUUAUGUGUUCCUCAAACGUCACCUGAGGUUGAUCGCAGGCAGUCUUUGAUGUUCACUGUUGACAACACCCCUAAGAACGGCAGCAGCAAUUACCUGAAAAGAGGCCUGAACAAACUCCGGAGCUCCAGCCGAAAGUCACCAGGCAAAACCUCCAAGAGGUCUCCCGUGAAUGCUAUGCAAAAAGAAAACAAGCAGGCUGCCACUUCCCGUACUGUGGCGCGUCGAGCGGCCAGGGGUGGGAGCUUCAAGUCACCCCAAAUGGUCUCGAGGGAAAACAAGAAGUCCCCUCAAACUGUUGCCAAGUCUCCACGGUUGACGGCAAGCGCUCGCAAGAAAACUCCAGGCGGCGUUGAAGGUGAAGAAACGUUUUACAGCCUGGCUUCAGCUUACUCCCAGCCCAACCUCUCCAGUGCCCAUGGCUCACGCCCUGUGUCCAUGGAGGUUUUUGACACACCCGCUAGAAUGACCGCCACUGCCAAUGACCAGUUCAGCAGUCUUCCUGGGUAUCGGCGGAGCACGCUACAUUCUCAGACCGCAAGUACGUUUGGCGUCGGGGCAGAGAACGAGCCAGAAGGUGCGCCUGACGACUGGAUGAGGAUUGCUGAGCUGCAGGCCAGGAACAAAGCUUGCCUUCCUCAUCUCAAGAGCAGCUAUCCUGCAGAGUUUGAGGCUGGCUGCAAGAGCGUGCUCCCUUUCACCGACGAAGAUGUACGUACAGGUGACCCAACGGAGACCAUUCGACGAGCGUCCGUCAUGCCAGGCCAGCUGCAGGACUCUCUGGCUUCCCAUCGCCACUCCCUCGCGGCACUGCAGUCAAGUACCGCAGCCGGCAUCCGUUCUCACCGUCUGUCUUUGAUGGCGGACCACCCAACAUCUAAGUCGGUCAGCUCCUCUCAACUGAAAAGCCCAAGAUUCACAAAGCGUGCUGCCUCGACUUUAUGUGUUCCUCAAAUGUCACCUGAGAAAAAAUUGAAGGCCAGCUGCUUCCCCCGCCCUCUCACUCCCAAAAACAAGAAUAUCAACAGUGGACCCUCCAACUCACAACUUGACCCUGUCCUCAGUCCAGUUAAUCGCCGGCAGUCUAUGAUGUUCACCAUCGACAACACCCCGAACAAAAGCAGCAACAACUACCUGAAAAGAGGCCUCAACAAACUCCGUAGCUCUACCCGAAAGUCGCCAAGCAACACCUCCAAGAAUGCCAUGCAAAAAGAAAAUAAGCACGCUGCAGUUUCCCUCGCGGCAGCGGGGCGAGCGGGCAGGGGUGGGAGCUCCAAGUCACCCCAGGUGAUCUGCAAAGAAAACAGAAAGUCACCUAAAACGACUUCCAAGUCUCCACGGUUGACGGCAAGCGCUCGCAAGAAUUGCGUCUCCUUCAAUCAUGAAAAUCUUCCUGGAAGAAUGACAAGAUGAAGAGGAGGAUGGUGUGAGUUUUUCAGCAAUCCAACAUGAUUGUUCAGUUAAAACUUCAUUUUACGCACUUUUAAGAUUUUACUUUUCGCUUAUUUGAAUGAUUUUACUGUAUUUUCUUAUUACUUGUACAAUAAAAUAUUUUGGAAUGACAAAUUGUGCCGUCUGAACAUUGAGCAUUAGUUUCCAACAAAUACUAAAUAAAAAGGUCUUUUCGUUUCGAAAAUGCAACAUCA